AGGCUAUUUUUGUGAUCUGAGUAUUGCUCCUUUUUGUUGGAUCUGUGAAGAAUAAGAAUCGUGGAUUUUUUUUCUGCAGUGUGUGUUUCUGCCGUGUCAUGAUUGACAAGAUUUUUUAAGCUCAAGCUAGUGAAAUAAUAAGACCUGUGCUGGAUUUGGUAUUCUGAAGCUGGGGUAAUUGGUUCUGUCUUCUGUGAAUAAUUCACUGCAUUUUAUGUUUGUGUGGAAUCUGAGUCACGAUUUUUACUAUUUUAAAUUAUUGCUUUUCCAAUUAUUUAUUUAUUUUUAUAUUAUUUAUUAUCAAUUGAUUUGAAAUUUGGUGUUUGUGAGUGUUUCCACUGCUCAGGUAGAGUGGAAGCAGAGAGAAAAACUCCAGGUUUAGAUAUUCCCUUGUUUAUUUUCCCUAGAUGUUGAUGGGUAGAUUUCUUAUUGGAAUUUAUUGCAGAAUAUGAUAUGAUGGAUUGAUAUUUGUAAUUUUUUUGUCUUAACAAACUGGAUCAAGGAAAUGUGUUUUUACUAUCUUUGUUCUUUCUCUUGGACUUAUUUUUUGAGCUUUGUAGCUAUAAUAUGUGGAUCAUUUACAUAGAGAAGGACAAUUUCCUUAUGGUUUCUUUCACUGUGCAAAACAAGGCAGGGAGGUUUGAGGUUUCAAACUAUCACCUGCAAUGCUGCACACUACCCAAAAUUUUGUUCUAUUUGCUUGAUUUCCUCAUACUACUGUUGUAUUUUUGUUUGCAUGCAUGAGUCAUACAGUCCUAUUUGGGAUGAUUUCCUCUUGUCUUCAAUGUUUAUAAUUGAUAGUGCUUGGCCGCAGAACUCCGUAGUUAUAUAGUCAUCUACACAAAUUACUAACAUUUCAUAAAAACUGUUAUUGUUAUUGCAGGGGAAAAGAGGUAUUGAAAAACAACCCUUUCAGCUUCCUGAUUUCAUUGCUGCCACAGGAUUUUCUCAAAUCAGGCAGGUAAUGCAAUCUCAUCUAAUUGCGUAUGUUCUGAUUCUUUUUCUGAACUUCUGAUUUGUUUGUAGAGAUUUAAUAUUUUUUAAUAGUUUACCAGGCAGAUAUCAAUUUAUGAUUGUCAUUCUCUUUUGAAUUUAUAGUUUUCUAUUCGGUGGUUGUGUUUUGAAUCAGCUGUUUGCAAUCUGCUCGAGUGUUUGGGGUCCAUCUGCUGGCUCAUUUAUGGCUUUGCCUCGUUUAUCACAUUAAAUAUACUACCUUUGAAUUUGAUUAUAAUAUUCUAUCACUACAUGUUACUAGAAGAUACUGAUUGUUUAUUUCAUUAGUUAUUCAAGCACUCGCUAUGCAUUUGCUUUAUGUAUGUAUUAAGGAGCGAAUGCUCAUUGUAUUUACUUUAUGUUUAUGAACUGGUCUUUUGUUUGACAUUUUAUCUGAGUAUAGGCAUCAAAGUGUUAAGAUGAAGAUUUACUCUUGAGAUAAUUAUGCUUUGUUGGUUUGCUUUUAACUGUAUUUGCUCCUAGUACUUGGAUUGUCAUAUGAUUUGUGACAAUGAAAUGAUUUCUUUAUAUGCACAAUUUACAUAUAUAAAACAAACUGGGUUUUCACAAUCAAGCAAAAAGAUUGGUAACAAGCUGUGAGUUUACUCUUGAUUAGCAAGUGCAGCAUAAAAUAUUUUCUCCUUUGCUUGUACACUCAUGCUCUUAUGCUAUUUAAUGAGGCAAUUGUUCUUGUCUUCUGUUUCCUCAAUACUUAAAGAUGUAAACGGUUGUGCAGUUUCUUUAAAUAAUCAACAUCUAGAACUUUACAAGCAGAGGACAUGGCAAAUCAGCCUAAACAUGAAAACCAGAAAUCAACAAGUUCUGCACCUCCUAUACAGAAACAUGAGGAGGAUCAAGUAGCCAGUGUCCCUUCUGCUAUGGGCUUGAAAGAUUCAUUGGAAAAACAAUAUCUAAAAAUCAAAGAGCAUGCAGAAACUUACCCUUAUGUAUGGGCUUCCUAUAUUGUUGUAUAUGGUGGCUUUGGUCUUUGGACUGCCUAUAGAUGGAGAAAGCUCCGCAAGACAGAGGACAGAGUACGAACUCUCCAAGAAAGACUACGAAAGAUUGUUGAAGCGGAAGAAUCUGCUAGUUCUACCAAAGUGGUUGAAAAGGGUUCUGCAUCUUCUGAUAAGCUGUCUAAGUAGCUUGCAGCUAGUAUAUUCCUUACCAUGCCAGGUAGUCUAGUAUACUUC
This is a messenger RNA of Abrus precatorius (Indian licorice), 2186 nucleotides long. RefSeq lists its product as uncharacterized. Bases 1773 to 2138 code for a protein of 121 amino acids. The record is from RefSeq and is a predicted model, not a curated record. The transcript has a single exon. NCBI's taxonomy places the organism in Eukaryota, Viridiplantae, Streptophyta, Magnoliopsida, Fabales, Fabaceae.